This is a messenger RNA of Dissoconium aciculare CBS 342.82, 2133 nucleotides long. Its product is annotated as TFP11-domain-containing protein. Gene Ontology annotation, cellular component: U2-type post-mRNA release spliceosomal complex. The record is from RefSeq and is a predicted model, not a curated record. Gene Ontology annotation, biological process: spliceosomal complex disassembly. The coding region runs from base 1 to 2133 and encodes 710 amino acids. Gene Ontology annotation, molecular function: nucleic acid binding. The transcript has a single exon. Lineage: Eukaryota; Fungi; Ascomycota; Dothideomycetes; Mycosphaerellales; Dissoconiaceae.
AUGAUGGCAAAGAUGGGCUACAAGGAAGGUCAAGGUCUUGGGAAAGAAGGCGAGGGUAUCAUUAAUCCGAUAGAGGUCAAGUUGCGACCAGUUGGUGCAGGCGUGGGCACUAUCAAGGAAAAGACGGAGCAAUACAAGCAGGAACAGAAGCGCGCAGCAGAAAAGCGAGGCGAAGUGUAUGAAGAUAGCAGCGAAGAAGAACGCAGAGCACGAAGGGGUCGGAAGAAGAAGUCACAGUCAAUGACUGGAGGUAGCAUCGGUGGAGUCGGCACGCCAACCGGCUCAAGGAAAGUGAAGACCAAAUACAGGACCGUCGCAGAUGUCCAAGCAGCAGCACCGGGAUUGGUUGUACCGCCACAGAUGUUGAGAUCUAUCGUCGAUGCAACCGGCUCGCAAACAAAACUCCUGACGAGUGCUGCUGGAUUGAUGGUACCGGCAGGCGCCGGUGUUCCAACAGAAGCCGAAAAAAUAGCAAAGCGAGAACGGCUGGAACUUGAAGCCUACAUCGAUUCUUGGCAUGGCAUACAAGAACAGAAGAUAUAUUGUGAAGAGCGCGCCGGUCAACAUCAGCUUGAGGUUGAUCGAAACAAAGAGCAAGCGAAUAAGCUUGCAGAUAUAGUGUCAGCCCUGGACGGUCUCAAGUUGGUAGCACCGGUCGUAUCUGUGCAGGGUAGCGCUGGUACGUCGUCUGGAUGGCCAUUGAUGGUUUCCGCGUUGGCGAAGCUUCAGGAGACAUUUCGACACGACGUUGAUCGCUACGGUCUAAGCGAUGCCGCAAUUGGGGCUCUUGCUCCUCUCUUCAAAGCAGCGGUUGCCGACUGGGAUCCUCAGGAGGAUCCGGCAUUUUUGGCGCCAGACCUAGACCGACUGAAGCCGCUGUUGGGUAUGGCUACUCAUGACGAAAUAAUCACUUCCAAGGCACAAACCGAUAUUGACAUCAACCACAUUCGUGCAAGACGACAAAAAGCGACUUCUGCGUACGAGUCUAUGAUAUACACAAUCUGGCUCCCAAAAUUGCGCGUUGCUGUAACGCAAUGGGAUGUGAUUGAGUCUGGCUGGCUGACGAGCCUAACACACGCUUGGCGAUCAGUACUUCCGGCCUUUGUGUUUUCAAAUCUGUUAGAUCAGCUCAUAGUGCCUAAGCUCAGCGCUGCCUUGCAAGCUUGGGACCCCCGUAAACGGACGCACCGCCACAAACAUGUCGACCUCAAAUACACGCCGCCUCAUACCUGGCUUUUCCCAUGGUUGCCCUUUUUGCCUGCACAUCAACUUGACAUAAAGGCUCCAAAUGGUCUCCUCGUAGAUCUCAAACGGCGGCUUCGGCAGGUCCUCGACGGCUGGGACUUGUCCUCUGGCUUACUUCCAGGUAUCUUGGAGUGGCGAGAUCUAUUGAAUACCGAGUUAGACCACAUUCUCGUCAGACAUUUGCUGCCCAAACUUGGCCGCUGCUUAGCUCUAGAGUUUGAGGUCGAUCCAGCGGACCAAGACACAGCUCCACUCGAGAGCGUACUUUUGUGGAAGGAUCAUUUCAAACCUGCCGUAUUUGCACGACUCCUUUCGGCCGAUUUUUUUCCAAAAUGGCUUACAACUUUGCACAUGUGGCUAACAACACCUGAUGCUAGUUUUGAGGAGAUUGGAAUGUGGAUAGCAUGGUGGAAGGAGCAGAUUCCUGCCCCGUUGGAUACCCACGCUGACGUGAUGAAGGAAUGGCGGAAAGGAAAUGAUAUGAUCGAGAAGGCUCUCGACCUAGGCGAUCAAGGCAUCUCUCUAGCUGAGCUACCACCGCCAGCUGCUGGUCCUGCGCGUCCGGUCGCGAUGGAAACCAAACGAAAGCUUGAAGCUCAAGACACGACCCCGAAGCCACCACAAGUGGUGCUUGACCCUGCGAUUUCUUUCAGAGAUAUCGUUGAGGCUUGGUGUGCAGAAGAGGACCUAACAUUCUUGUCAUUGCGUGAGCCACAUCCGCAGACCGGCGCACCGCUAUUUCGCAUAACAGCCAGUGCCACCGGGAAAGGUGGCGUUGUGGCCUAUUUGCAGAACGACACCGUAUGGGCGCAAAAGCGCGGUGACCGGACGCAGUAUGAACCCCUGGGUCUGGACGAGCGACUGGUCAGCAGAGCAGAAGGAAAGUGA